ACUAAUAAUUACGGUAAAGUGAGUCUGACGUCCUUGCCCCUGUACAGCUCUGCGUUUGCUCUUCUACUACAUAUGUGAUUUUAAUCGGUUGUUGUUGGUGUUUUGAACCUCAAUUUAUGACGGUCACAAAAAUGGCUGCAUUGAUUAGGAGGAUCAUUAGCACAACGAGGGCACCAGCUGCGAUUGGUCCGUACAGCCAAGCAGUGGUGGUCGAUCGGACCAUGUACAUCUCAGGACAGCUGGGGAUGGAUCCUGUCAGUGGACAGUUGGUGGAUGGUGGAGUUAAGGAACAGACAAGACAGGCUCUGGUAAACAUGGGUGAGAUCCUUAAAGCUGCUGACUGUACUUAUGACAAUGUUGUCAAAACGACGGUGUUGUUGGCCGACAUGAAUGACUUCACUGACGUGAACAAUAUAUACAAGCAGUUCUUCCUCACUAAAUACCCAGCCAGAGCCGCAUACCAGGUUGCUGCUCUUCCUAGAGGUGGGCUGGUGGAAAUAGAAGCAAUGGCUGUUUUAGGCCCUUUGACAGACAGCAGCUAAGAAGGUUAUUCAUAAAAUAAUGUGACAAAAACAAAAUAAGGAUUUCUGCCUUUUUUGUAGAAAAUGAUUAAAAUCUUUUUAGCUGCAAUACCUCUGUCCAUGCAAUGAGUGCAAUAUUUAUUAUCAAGUGCACCCUCUAGUACAGGACUAUUCAAUUAUAAAUACAGUUGGACCAGAUUUUCAACUUAAGAAAUUCAGCUGGACCAGACAUUUUCAGUGGCUAAUCAAUAGUAGGUAACUUCAAAAUUCGACCAAAUUGAAAAAAAAAAAAAAAAAA
Messenger RNA from Cynoglossus semilaevis (tongue sole), 819 nucleotides. RefSeq names its product 2-iminobutanoate/2-iminopropanoate deaminase-like. The transcript is spliced from 6 exons. The coding region runs from base 117 to 542 and encodes 141 amino acids. Gene Ontology annotation, cellular component: mitochondrion; cytosol. Gene Ontology annotation, molecular function: deaminase activity. NCBI's taxonomy places the organism in Eukaryota, Metazoa, Chordata, Actinopteri, Pleuronectiformes, Cynoglossidae. The record is from RefSeq and is a predicted model, not a curated record.